Molecule: messenger RNA, 1740 nt
Organism: Punica granatum (pomegranate)
Lineage: Eukaryota; Viridiplantae; Streptophyta; Magnoliopsida; Myrtales; Lythraceae
Source: RefSeq, a predicted model, not a curated record
GAAGUUAUCAUGGCCAACUUUUCAACUCCCGUCAGCUUCCGAAUCUCUCUUCCUUCUUCCUUGUUAAGGUUUUUUUUUUUUUUUUCUUUUUUUAAAUAUUUUGAGAGUUGAAUUGAAUUGAAUUCACCAAACCAACUCGGAGGUAUCCAUACCAUAGACACCGGUCGUUUUCGUGCUUUCUUUGCCGUUUUAGCGAAAACCCGUGUAGGCCAUAGAGCUCGAAAGAGUUGACAAGAGGAAAAGUAAAACAGGGCAAGUAAAGAGACAUCAUCAGGUUUCUCCAGCCGAUGAAGUGCUUCUGCUACUUCAAGGACAGAUCAAGGUCGAGGCAGCGACGGUCGGCCCCGGAGCUGAAAACCUCUGGGACAUCGGAUACUUCGGGGGCGGCCGACCGGCUGAUCAAAUCUUCGUGUUCUGCCACUUCUCCGAGGGGCAUACCGGAGCUCUACGAAGAGAAGGCUCACAACUUGCGGGUGUUCAGGUUCUCGGAGCUAAGGCAGGCAACAAAUGAUUUCAGUCGGCUUCUUAAGAUCGGUGAGGGUGGGUUUGGGAGUGUUUACAAAGGGAGGAUCAAGCCUGAAGAUGGAAGAGGCGAGCCGGUCCUCGUCGCCAUUAAGAAACUCAACCAGGAUGGCGUGCAGGGUCAUAAACAAUGGGUUGCGGAAGUUCAGUUCCUCGGUGUUGUGGAUCACCCAAAUCUCGUCAAGCUCAUAGGCUACUGUGCUGAUGAUGGUGAGAGAGGGAUCCAGCGGCUUCUCGCAUACGAAUUUAUGCCUAACAAAAGCUUAGAAGAUCAUCUCUUCAAUAAGACAUACCGGCCUCUCUCUUGGGAAGUUAGGCUGCAAAUAUUACUCGGAGCCGCUCAAGGGUUGGCAUACCUGCACGAAGGAUUGGAAGUCCAGGUCAUACACCGAGAUUUCAAAUCGUCAAACGUGUUGCUAGACGAAGAAUUCAAAGCGAAGCUGUCAGACUUUGGACUGGCCAGGGAGGGCCCGACUGCGGAUCGGACUCAUGUUUCAACUGCUGUGGUUGGGACGCACGGAUAUGCUGCUCCUGAUUACAUUGAAACAGGACAUUUAACAACGAGGAGCGAUGUGUGGAGCUUCGGAGUAGUUAUAUAUGAGGUUCUGACGGGUAGGAGAUCCGUGGAGAGGAACCGCCCAAGAUCGGAGCAGAAGCUCCUGGACUGGGUUAAACAUUACCCUGCGGACAGCAAGAAGUUUAUAAUGAUAAUGGAUCCACGACUCGAGAACCAGUACUCGGCCGGAGCAGCUAGUAAGAUUGCGAAGCUAGCAGACAGCUGUUUGCAGAAAAAUGCAAAAGAGCGGCCCAAGAUGAGUCAAGUCGUGCAGAGUCUGAUGGAGGUAGCACAAACCUCCUCGGGGGACCGUAGCCCUAUUGAAAAGAGCUUCGAUUCACCAGAGAACUGUCCCACUGCUCCGGAGAAUGAGGCCAGUCAAGGUGGGGCCUCGGAAUCUUGGAAAAGGCGAAUGGCCCAUCUAGCCAAACUGGGAGAACAAGUCGAGGGUUCGGGUCGGAGGAGGUUUUUGAUGAUGCAGAGGGCAAAAGUUCAAUGAAUUACUCUGUUUCUAGCUGAGCAGAGGUGAGGGAAAUUGUAUGUUGAGGUUUGUUGAGAAUGGACUUUAGUUAAUGAACGGCUCAGCAGUUUGCCACAGCAAAACGUAUAGCUUGUAGAACUAAAAUGAAAUAUAAUGGAGGAUUGUUUUUGUUGAGAACCUA